AGCAGCGCUUCAGCACUGACAUCUUCCGUGCUAUAGGCGGAUAUAUAAGCCUCUCGGGUGAUGAUACACACUCUGCAGGGAGAGGAUUUUUUCGACGAGGAAAACAUUCUCUUUCAAAUCGUCACAUGGGGUCAAUCGCUUCCUGCAUCGCGACUGAACCGCUGUGCGCUUUUGUGCGUGUCGUUUCUGCCUCUUGACUCGUGUAGGUUUCUAUCGUUGCGAUUGCCGUGCCGCUGAUGUCACACAUUUUACAGCGAUGAUAAGCAAAGUUAAAAAUGCCAUGUCCUCGCUGGUGGGCGGAAUUAUCCCGCACGGACACCACCACCAUCAGCAGCAGCACGGCUCGGCGCAGAACGGCGGAACGGACGGACUCCCGCCGCGCUUCCCCUACAGCAGACCCGAGUUUCUGGACCUGACACCGGAGCUGCUGCAGUACUCCACCGAGCACGCGUCCAGACCGGUCAUCACGCUCAAGAGGGACAGCAGGCUGCCCUGGAGGACGGGAUAUGCCGAGGUGAUAAAUGCUGGGAAGAGCAUGCUGAAUGAAGACCAGGCAGCCUGCGAGGUGCUGUACGUGAGGAAGAUGAGCAGCAAACAACAGCGCUGCUCCAUGUUACUGGAGGAAAGCGGGGACACCACAGGAAUCCCCAUGCACUUCUGGGGAGUGUUUGAUGGUCACGCCGGCUCUGGUGCUGCUCUCAUGGCCUCCAAACUCCUCCAAAGGAUCAUCCGCGACCGGCUCUGUGACGUCGCUCAUCUCCUAGAAAACCACAACAGUCCUCCGCCGAUCUGCCUGGCCAAAAAUGGAAGCCCGUUUCAGGCUGAGGGCAAGAAAGGAGCCUGUCUGGACGGAGAGGAGCAGGACGCGGGGCUGCCGGACGAGCCACGCUUCCACAUGGAGAAGGACAUCAGUGUGGAGAGUCUGGUCAUGGGCAUCAUAGAGACCGCGUUCAGACAGAUGGACGACCUGAUCGAGAAGGAGAAAGAGUCUUACAGCAUCUCCGGUGGUUGUUGUGCCUUGGUUGCAAUUCACUUGAUGGGGAAACUCUACGUAGCAAACGCUGGAGAUAGCAGAGCCAUAAUUGUCCGCAACAGUGAGGUGAUCCCCAUGUCCACUGAAUUCACUCCAGAAAGCGAAAGACAGCGACUGCAGUACCUGGGCUUCCUCAAACCAGAGCUGCUCGGGAAUGAGUUUACACAUAUUGAAUUCCCCAGACGAAUCCAACACAAGGAACUCGGCAAGAAGAUGCUCUUCAGAGACCACACCAUGACUGGCUGGGCAUAUAAGACAAUUAUAGAAGACGACCUCAAGUUCCCGUUGAUUUAUGGGGAAGGGAAAAAGGCUCGUGUCAUGGCUACUAUUGGAGUGACGCGUGGUUUAGGAGAUCACGACCUGAAAGUGUACAACUCCAACAUUUAUAUCAAACCCUUCCUGUCCUGCUGUCCAGAAGUUAAGGUGUACAACAUCUCUGAGCACAAACACGGGUCUGAUGACGUCCUGGUCAUGGGCAGUGAUGGACUGUGGGACGUUACAGCCGAUAGAGAUGUCGCUGAUGCAGUAUCAACUUUCCUGUCCAGCCGUGAGCCCAAUGAUCCUUUAAGGUACACUCUAGCAGCACAAGACCUGCUGAUGCGCUCGCGGGGCGUCCUGAAGGAGCGAGGCUGGCGGCUGCCCAAUGAGAGACUCGGCCUCAGGCGAUGA
Danio aesculapii is the source of this 1702-nucleotide messenger RNA. RefSeq names its product protein phosphatase 1H-like. The transcript is spliced from 10 exons. Bases 257 to 1702 code for a protein of 481 amino acids. NCBI's taxonomy places the organism in Eukaryota, Metazoa, Chordata, Actinopteri, Cypriniformes, Danionidae. The record is from RefSeq and is a predicted model, not a curated record. Gene Ontology annotation, molecular function: protein serine/threonine phosphatase activity. Gene Ontology annotation, biological process: protein dephosphorylation.